This is a messenger RNA of Folsomia candida, 2051 nucleotides long. RefSeq lists its product as uncharacterized. The coding region runs from base 724 to 1977 and encodes 417 amino acids. The transcript is spliced from 7 exons. The record is from RefSeq and is a predicted model, not a curated record. NCBI's taxonomy places the organism in Eukaryota, Metazoa, Arthropoda, Collembola, Entomobryomorpha, Isotomidae.
AUCAUCAUCUUCUCCAUUAUGGAAGGGUAAUUGAGCAGAUUGGUCCUCUAAAACAAUUUUGGAGUAUGACAUUCGAGUCAAAACAUAAAUUUUUCAAAACCACAGCGCAUGCAAUAGGCAAUUUUAAAAAUGUCCCGAAAUCUCUCUCUUACCGACAUCAAUUAUCAAGGGCCUUCAAUUUGCUAUCUGUUAGAGAAUUUGAACAGCACUCGUUUGAAGUUAUUAACUACGAUUUUGUCCCACUUUCCUCUAAUAGUCAUUAUUCGUUACUUUGUGAGCGUUUUCAUAAAACAAUUGAGCAAGAAAUAAAAAUAUCAAACUUAGUUGCUCAUAAUGGUUGCGAGUUUAGGAUUGGUAGCGUUGUACUUUUAAAGUAUUGUGAUCUUAGCCCUGUCUUUGGGGAAAUUCAACUAAUUAUUUUAGAAGAUGACGAUUGUAAUUUUUUAGUUAAGAUUAUAAAUAGUAGCAUUGACUGUGCCAAAUGCUGUUAUAAGGUAGAGAUUUCGGAUUGCUUUCAAAUUAUUGAUAUUAAUGAUAUAGAAUAUUAUCAGCCGCUGUAUUAUAUGUCGUCUUUUAUUUUUAAUGACAUUAGUAAAUAUCUUGUUCUACCUAUAAAAUAUCUUUAAAAUGAGGCUACUUCUAAUUACGUAGCAACAUUCCAUAUCCCAAGCCGUGGACGACGAGAAAUCAAAUUUUAGUGCAUCGUUAUUGGACGAAAAGGAAAUGGAAGAUCGUGGAUUACGUUGUGUCGAAUUGUUUAGAAAUUCUUCAUUGCAGCUAACACCAAAACGAAAAGGAGUGCGUAAAAACCCGAGAAUCUUGCAAUUUACUCCAACUAAGACGGAUUUGACGAGUACACAAACUCCACCAGAAUUUCAAGAUGGUCCCACCAUUAAUGAACAGAAUUCACACGUUAAUAUUUCUGACGUAAUUUCUCAACCAAGUUUUGUUUUUGAAACUCCACCAUUUGCGCGUAUUCCUGAUAACGUUCAAUAUAUACAGGUAAACAACCAAAAUUCGGACACGGGCAGAAACAACAUCUAUGGAUUUAAUAUCGAGGAGAUUCUUCUUACGGAUGAGAAUGCUCGUCGUAUCAUCAACUCCAAAAUUCCGGCGAAUGACUUCAUUCUCCGAUCAGAUCGGCAAGCUGUAGCGGGGGUUUUGAUCAAAGAAAUCAUGCGAUGUCUUGGCACAUGUCCUAGCAAAAAGGCGAUGGAACAGUUGGCCCGGCAUUUGGUACAGCGAUAUCCGUGUUUUGGUGAUCCACGACGCCCUGAAAACGGAUGGGAAAUGUGGUUUUUCCACACACAUAUGGCUCCUUCGGCCACUGGAUUUCUCGAGGAAAGGCUCAAAAGUCAAAGGAAAAAAAUGAACGCUAAAACGGCUCCAAAUAUAGAUAUCGAUAUUAUAUUUAUGGAGCCAUCUUUGUGUUGGGAUUCUGAUAAUGAAGACGAUAAUCCGGAGCCAGAUGAGGCUAAACUGGAAUUUAUGAAACAAAAUGUUGGAUCUGAAGUUAUUAAAAUGAUGAAGGAAACUGCAUUUCAAAGAAGAACCAUAAUCCGAAGACAUUUUGAUGCGUACCACAAACAGUUGGAUAUUUCAGCAUUGGCGAAAUUGGCUGAAAUGAUGAGACCAUUGUUUGAUACGGAAGGCAUGAAAUCAACAAAUGUAGCGGAGGUCAUCAAUUUGAAUAAGAAAAUGUCGCCGUUUAUCUUAGCUCUGGGGUCUACGAUUAACUUAGAAUUUGAAGCGUUUUUUGUAAUUUUACAGAAAAUCGCCAUUCCGUGUGGUGAAAAAUUUAUAAAGGCCUUAGAUACAUGUUUCAAACUUUUUACUGUUCUCUAUAUACCACUACCUUUGGAAUCGUUAGAUUUGUGGAUGUUUAUUGUUUAUGGUGUGGGAGGUAAACCAUUUUCCCGAGGUCAGAUUCCGCCAGUUGUGCCGUCUUUAAUUGGACAGAUUCUUCCAAAAAUUUAGACUUUAUAUUUCCAUUUUUUUUAAAUUUAACGUUAUUAGUAAUGUCAACAGUCCGAAUUUAAAUGAGUUUAGUA